UUCAUCAGCUGAAGCUCUCUCCGUUAGCUGUCACACCAAACCCUUCCGCUACCCUUCUUGAGUUCAGUUCUCUUUGUUUCUUACAGGGCAAAAUGGGAGUUGUCACCUACUCAAUGGAGAUCACAAGUGCCGUCGCACCGUCAAGGAUGUUCAAGGCUUUGGUCCUUGACUCCCACAAUAUCUUGCCCAAGAUUGUUCCCGAGGGCAUCAAAAGCGUUGAGUUCAUUGAGGGAGAUGGUGGAGUUGGUAGCAUCAAGAAAACUAACUUUGGUGAAAGCUCCCACAUCAAGUACACAAAACACAAGAUCGAGGCUCUUGAUGUAGGUAGUUUUUACUGCAAAUAUACUAUGAUCGAAAGUGAUAUCAAGUUCGACAAGAUUGACUUUGUCACGGAAGAAGUAAAAUUCGUCGCGGCUGGCAAUGGAUGCGUUUGCAAGAUGACUAGCGAGUACCACGUUAAGGAAGGUUGUGAGCUCAAGGAGGAGGACAUCAAGAAGGGUAAAGACAGAGCUAUGGGAUUGUACAAGGCUGUAGAGGAGUACCUUGUGGCCAACGCCGAUGUUUGUGCCUAAAUGCUAUUCUCAAGAUCCCAAGUGAUGAUACAGCAAAGUGAGUGGAAAGUUUGUAUUGUAUCUUCUGUUUUCCCUUUUGGCUCUGCCUCGGAGCCUCUGGAUGAGGAAAGGUUUUUUUAUGGUGUGAUUUCUAUGUUAUAAAGGGUUUGAUGGUUGUAUGUAAGGUCAUGCUAAAAAUAAAAACUGAAGGAGCAACGAGCAAUCCAAUAAAUUAUGGAUCUUGCUCAAGAAAA
Molecule: messenger RNA, 805 nt
Organism: Eucalyptus grandis
Lineage: Eukaryota; Viridiplantae; Streptophyta; Magnoliopsida; Myrtales; Myrtaceae
Product: major strawberry allergen Fra a 1-3-like
Exons: 2
Coding region: 93-572 (159 amino acids)
Biological process (GO): defense response; abscisic acid-activated signaling pathway
Cellular component (GO): cytoplasm; nucleus
Molecular function (GO): protein phosphatase inhibitor activity; abscisic acid binding; signaling receptor activity
Source: RefSeq, a predicted model, not a curated record